This is a messenger RNA of Selaginella moellendorffii, 2266 nucleotides long. RefSeq names its product pentatricopeptide repeat-containing protein At2g35130. The record is from RefSeq and is a predicted model, not a curated record. The coding region runs from base 71 to 2227 and encodes 718 amino acids. NCBI's taxonomy places the organism in Eukaryota, Viridiplantae, Streptophyta, Lycopodiopsida, Selaginellales, Selaginellaceae. Gene Ontology annotation, molecular function: protein binding. The transcript is spliced from 5 exons.
UAAACCCCAUCGCUUUACUUUAAAACAAAAGAAACUAGAAAAGCCUUUUAAAGCCAUUUUAUCUCGAUGAAUGGCUAUGGAUCGAUGCGGUUGGAAGAGCUCCAUCGCCUCUACUGGUAUGAUCUUUAGCGCCUCCAUAUACCACACUCCUAGAGUCGUGAGAAAUGCCGCUCCAGAGAUUGAUUCCACGCCCCAAACAGCAGGCGACGAGAGUAGUUCUUCUCUCUCGCAGCGAAGAGUUUCCCUCGUCACAAAGCCCACCAGAGCUCCUGUGCUUUCCGAUAGCACCGCGAGUAUUGUUACUCCAGAGUCUUCGCGAAGUAAAAGUCCGGAUAGAAAUUCCCAGCACGGUGUCUGGGACUUGGAUUUAAUGGAUGUCCAGCAGCAGCCAGAGAAUCCGAGGCCUGGAAGUAGCACCAAUCUUUUCGUCGUCAAACCUCCACACAAGGAUCGAAAGACGAAGAAGAAAAGAAUGGAAGAAGAAGUACCGCACAACAAGAAGAUAUCUUCGCAGGCGGCCAUUGGACUUCUCAAACGCUCCGGCGAAGAAGCUGUGACUUAUAUGCAGGGCCUGGUCGGCCUCGUCAAGAAUCGGCCCUUCCUGUGGGACGAGAUUAUGCAAGAACUUGAAGCUCGAGGAUCGCGAAUCAAAGCCUGCGAACUCUUUUCUUUCCUCGACAAGCAAAGCGAGUACAAGCUCCACGAGCAAAACUGCGUUUGCAUCAUCGGGAUGCUGUCACGAGAAGGAAAGCUGGGAUUAGCGAGGGAAGUUCUCGAGGAAAUGAAAAAGAAGAAGCUCAAACUCAGUGCAGUACCUUACACGAUGCUGAUUCAUGCGUACGUGAAGCACGGUCUCGUGGAAGACGCUUGCAGCUUGUUCUACCGGAUGAUGAAGGAUGGCUGUGAGGCCACUGUAGUGACUUACACCGUCAUUAUACACGGCUACCUCCGGCAAAAAUCCAAGCUCGACCAUGCACUAAGGCUUCUUGAAGUGAUGAAAGAGAGCGGCAAGAAACCCGAUGAGAUACUCUACAAUUGCCUCGUAAAUGGCCUGGUAAACAGCGGCCGACUGGAAGCGGCAGAAAAGAUCCUGGACGACAUGAAGCGAGACAAGGUGUCAGCCAACUUGGUCACGUACACAAACCUGAUUAAAGAGUAUGCGAACACUGGAAGGUUGCAAGACUGUCGAAAACUCUUCCAGGAGAUGAAAGAUAAGGGAGAGUCUCCAAAUUCCUGGACUUACAACGCGCUCAUCCAGGGAUACGGGAGGAAAGGCCUGUUCAAAGAAGCAUUAGAGCUCUACGACGAGAUGGACGGAGUUGGCUGCGCGAAGGACGUGCAUACUUACAACAUCGCCAUCGCAAUGUAUGGCAAGCGAGGCCUGCUCGAGGACAUGGAACGCCUGCUAGACGAGAUGGACACCAAAGGAGUUCCUCCUGAUCAGGUAACUUACAACACAUUGCUCGACGUUUACGCGAAAAAGAGCUACUUCGUGAAGGCUCAUGAAAUCCUGAGAGAGAUGACCGAGGCUGGAUACAGGCCAAACAUCUGGACUUACAACAUCAUGCUGAGCUCCGCUAGAAAGGAGCAAAGCGUCGCGGAAGCUACGCAGCUCUUCGAGAAUCUCAAGUCGAAGGGAGUCGUUCCAAACAUCGUGACUUACAGUGCCAUGCUCAGUCUCUACGGCCGUCACGGACUUUACACUGAAGCUGCGAAGUUAUGGGACGAGAUGAUCGAGGCAGGAUGCAUACCGUGCAUCAUUGCCUACUCUGGACUGAUCGAGAGCUACGGCCACCAUGGAAUGUAUCAGGAAGCUCUUGCUUGUUUCCAGGACAUGAGAAAGUCCGGCAUCGUUCCAGACACCAAAAUCUACACAGCUCUGAUGGAUGCUUACGGAAAAGCUGGCCGGUGCAGAGAGGCCGAACUCCUAUACUUUGAAAUGACCAAGGAAGGUUUCGUGCCAGACGGGAUAACUUACGGCAUCUUGGUUAGAGCGUUUGCCAAUGCAGGCCGGCUUCGCGAGGGCCUCAAGUACCUCAAGAUCAUCCUCGAGUACGAGGAGCCAGAGAGUUACCUGUGCCAGAGGAUCAUCAGCCGGUACAAAAGCUUUUACGAGAUGCAUGCCGAGGAGUCGAGUGAGGAGGACGACGAUGACGACGAGGAGACUGAGAUGGAGUCUAGUGAGGACGAAAGUAACGAAGGCGAGAAGCACCAAAACUCUCUGUAAAGUUAUAUUAGAAGAAGAAAGAACACGAGAUCUUACUCA